Messenger RNA from Drosophila hydei, 3711 nucleotides. RefSeq lists its product as uncharacterized. The record is from RefSeq and is a predicted model, not a curated record. Gene Ontology annotation, molecular function: actin filament binding; small GTPase binding. The transcript is spliced from 6 exons. Gene Ontology annotation, biological process: cortical actin cytoskeleton organization; regulation of cell shape; cell migration. Gene Ontology annotation, cellular component: cytosol. NCBI's taxonomy places the organism in Eukaryota, Metazoa, Arthropoda, Insecta, Diptera, Drosophilidae. The coding region runs from base 884 to 3502 and encodes 872 amino acids.
CACAGCGAAACGGACGUGUGUGUGCGACGCAACGAACGAGCGAGCGUCGAAUAACGAAUAACUGUGCUUAGCUUAGCUAAAAAUAAACGAACGAUGGCUUUGCUAGCCGGACUUCAGGUCUAACAAAGUGCAUUCGUCAAGUACAAUUAAAUGUUUAGGCGAAGGUUCUGAUUGGCUGCGACUGUUGUUAAUUUGACAACGCCAACGGAUGCAUCCACCUUCACUCCAGCCUUGUUACGUGUCGCAGACACUAUUACGCGAGAUAUAUUUACUCAUAAACAUACAGAGAUACAUGUAUAUGUAUUUAUGGACAGUUGUGUGUUCUCGUGAGAAACAAGUUUAUAUUGGUUAGAAAAGUGCCGUCUCCAUACGUUCGCAACCCCGCGCUACUCUCUCUCUCUAUCCUUCGGCAUUUCGAGCGCGCGCUGAUUGCAUUCUAACGGUAAAACGAGUACGACUCUGACAACUGGCCCCGGCUUGGCCUGUGCUGUGCUGUGUUGUUGUUGUUCUUAUGGCCUAUUGCAGCAUCUACAGCUACAACAACAAUUGCAACCGUAACUAAGUAGCAUAAGAAGUUUUGCGCGUUCGCUUUGUGCUAAUCUUCUCAAUUUAUGUUUCUUGUUCUUCGAUGACGCUGCAAAGUGCACGAAAGCCAACUUUUCCAAUCACAAAAUAAACACAUAAAAAGUGUAUCUGCAUGUGUGCAUGUGUACGUGCGUGUGUUUGUGGCUGUAUGUGUAGACAUUUUGAGUACAUUGUGAAUUGGCCCAAUUUGGAUUCGUGUCAUUUUACUCGCAUUUGCUCCAAAUUGGAUUUCGUUUUUGGCCUAGAAGUGUGAACGGAAUAAAGCUAAACGAGUGACAGCUCCACGCACCAUUCACAGAUGGCGCCCAGCGUAUGCGAUAAGUCGCCCAAAUUGCAGCCACAUAAUGCAGCAGCAGCCCCAACACCGGCACCGGCUGCCGCUGCUGGCCAGGCGCAAUCCUCAAUACCGGCUACGUCCAGUGUUUCGGGCACAAAUAAAUUUGGAGCCAACAGCGUGAAUGGUUCGUUGGCCUCCUACAAGAUGGCUGGCUCUGAGCAGAGUUGGCCGCAGGCUCCCAUCUACAGCAAGGAGAAUCAACGUCCGCCCGUCUACAAUCCCGAGGACUAUGUUCACUCCUUGCGCAAAUUCACCAAGGGUAGCUCGUCUGGCACUCCCAAGGCCCAAUCUAUUUAUGAUGUGAACAUUAAUGGUCAACUGCAAGUCGGCGUUAAAGAUGAUGCCUAUAAAUCUGCCACACUGCCAGCCAAACACUCCGGCUACAAAAGUCCCAUUCCGGCGCCGCCUGAGAGCGAUAGUGAGAUGUCCUUGCGUCAGUUUGGCUCCAUAACCGAUCUGCUGACCAAGCUGCGAGCCGAUCUAAGGGUAUCAUUUCCCAGCUUCGUGCAGGAGUUUGUGGCCACGCCCUCGGAUGGCAUUAGCCAUUUGCUAGAGGUGCUGCGUGCCAUACAGAUGGCGCAGGCAAGCAAUGCGCCUGCUCCCCUGGCAGCUGGCACCAAUUCGCUGGCCAUGUCGCGCAAUCCGCAGAACUAUCAGCGCCGCGCCCUGCUGGACGAGCUUUCCUGCCUACAAUGCCUGAGCAUUUGCUGUUCCCGCUCUUUGGAUGCCAUCGCCCGCUUAGGCAACACACCCGUGGGUCUUAUGCCACUCGCCUCAUCGGCCACGGGGCAAGGCAUACGUGGACGCAUCCUGGCUCUGCAGCUGCUCGCCGCUGCUUGCGAUCGGCAGCCGUUUGGUCAGGGCAAUGGUGGCCAGAAGAUCAGCGCCGCUGGCCACACCGCCGUCUCGGAGGCGAUGUCAACGCUGCGACUACGCUGCAGUGAACCCGUGCGUUUCCGCCUGCUCAUCGGCAUUCUCAACAGUGGCGGCGGGUCCGGAGAACUUCAGUGUGCUGGCAUCAAAUUCCUCAACACAUUCAUCGAGAGCGCCGUCAGCCUGCAGCAGCGCUUGUACAUCCAAGCGGAGCUCUGCCAGGCGGGCCUAGAGACCAGUACGCUGGCCAGAACCAUCUCCUGCUCUUCGCCCUGGCUAGAUGCGCUGCGAGCCGAGGUAAAGCGUUUCAAUGAGCUGCACAUCGAUGUGGAUAAGAUGAUGGCGCAGGCACGCGAUGCCGAUCGUGUGCGCAGUCAGAUGGUCAUUUUGGAGCGCCGCGUCCAGAUAUUGCACGAAGAAAAGACCGUGCUCACGUCCAUGGAGCGACGCCUGCAGGAGCGUUGUGCGGAGCUGCAGCGGGAGAUCUUUCGGCUGCAGGGCGCACAGGAAUCGAACUUCAAGCCCGUGGAGGCGCAUCAGCCUGUCGCACUGCCACGCCAGGUGCCACCCACAUCAAAGACGGCAGCAGGCAGCAAGCAGAGCUGCUCGGAGCACGAGGACGAGGGCAUCAGCAGCAGCGAAACCGGCGCCUCACUGAGUCCCGUGCCCAUACUAGUGUUGCCCUCCAAGUCCAAGCAUCACAAGCAGUUGCGCAAAGCUGCGACGCGAAAGGACGAAGAUGACGACGAGGAUGCCGCCACUAUAGAAGAUGUCAUCGAGGAGCUGGACAACAUAGUAAGCGAGGCAGAGAAACAGAUAUCCAGCCAUACCAUAACAGUAAAGUCAGGCCAGGCAGCCAAGACUAGGCUGCAGCAUCAGCAACAGCAGCAGCAGCGCAACCUUCAACAGGAACAGGAGCAGGAACAGGACAUUGUGCCGGUUAACAUUGUGCCACAACCGCCACGCAAAUCCCGUUCAUUGGCACACUUAGUGCCGCGCACGGACUGCUCCGAGCCGGAGGACUCACAGUAUGGCAUGAUAAUGCCAGCUGAUACGACGGCCGUCGAACGUCUGGCUGCCAUGCAGACCUUCUUCGACGAGGUGGACUAUGAUGGCGCGCAUAGAGAACUAGAGUUGGAGAGGUCCUACGCACGGGACACGCCCUCAGCCGAUAUGCCUGAGGCGGAGCCAAGUGCCACCGCAACGGCGUACAAUGCGAGCACCAAUCGGGAGCUGUUGGAUUUCAUAAUGAAUGCGCGUCACGACGACAACGAUCCAACUAUAUUGGCAUUGAGGAACAGCAGCAAGGAGGCAGGGAACCACGAGCGACAGCCAUCGAGCAAAGCGCCAGCACCGACGCCGCCCGCACAGCAUUUCAACGGUGUCUUCUUUAUGACCGGCAUGAAUACACCCCAAAAGUAUCCAAAGCCCGAUCUCACAGCCGCACUUCAGGCACGCCGAGUGACCAAGAAUGUGGAGCGUCUGGAGGCGGCCUUUGCCGACGGCCAGACCCACAACAAUGAGGCAACUAAUGUGCGUGAGAAGUCGCGCAGCAACCAACAAAUCUAUUUCAGCAGCAAUCCGACAAUGCGUUGCUCGCUGCUCGACCAUCCGGGAUCGGGUCAGCUGUCUGGCCAAAUAUCUGCACGCACGCGCUCCUACACGCAGGGCUCCAAGGUAACGGACCUACCCUCGGGCUUGUACUGAUGCCCCCACAACUUCGUCCAGAUACUCCUGUGCUCCUGUGCUCCUGUGCAAUACAAACAAACAAACAAUCACUCCUAGGCUUACGAUAUGCAUUCGUCUAUUUAAGUCUUAUUUUUUUUAAUUCACUUUUCUUUCAUUGCUAUAGGAUAAUAUAGAUUUUCGUAUUUCCUAGCAUAGAUUCGGUGGCAGCUUCAAUCGGGUCCCUAACU